GCUCCGGACUCUGCAGACAUCAGUGAGAAAAAAAGAUGAGGAGCUGAACGAUGAAGAAAGACUUCAGGUUCAACGCCAAAAGUCGGGAUAAUCCCCGGGCCUGGACUUCUCUCCGGGAGCGCGUGAGCGUCUCCGGGAGCGCGUGGAGCUCCGAAGAGACCCGCGAGUGUUAAGCAGCGCACAUACUUGGCUGCAGCUGAACACCGUGGACUCUGGGCUCCCUCUGCUCAAGCCUGACCUCCAGUGUCUGCAGCUGGUGCUGUUGAAGAAGAUGAUCAACCCUCAGAUAUUCCGCCACUAUAACUACACGGGCAAGCUGGACCACCGGCCCAGCGUCGGCACGAGCCCCGGCUCUGUGGACACCAAGACCAUCGUGUUCCUCAUCAUAUGCAGCUUCAUCGUCCUGGAGAACCUCACCGUGCUGGUCGCAAUAUGGAGGAACCACAGGUUCCACAACCGCAUGUACUUCUUCAUCGGCAACCUGGCUCUGUGCGACCUCCUGGCUGGGGUGGCCUACCUGGUGAACCUGCUGCUGUCGGGGGAGAAGACCCUGCAGCUCUCACCUGCUCUCUGGUUCGUCAGGGAGGGGAGCAUGUUCGUAGCACUUGGCGCUUCCAUUUUCAGUCUCCUUGCGAUUGCAAUAGAGAGACACCUGACGAUGAUCAAAAUGAGACCUUAUGAUGCCAACAAGAACUACAGAGUGUUUCUGCUCAUAGGCGCCUGUUGGCUGAUUGCGAUAUCUCUUGGAGCGUUGCCAAUUCUGGGCUGGAACUGCCUGAACAAUCUCCCCGAUUGCUCCACAGUCCUUCCUCUCUACACCAAGAAAUAUGUGGCUUUCUGUAUUUCUGUUUUCAUGAUCUUGCUGCUGGCCAUGUCAGUCCUCUACGCCCGAAUCUACAUCCUGGUGAAAUCCAGCAGCCGGAAGGUGAGCAAGCACAGCAACUCAGAGCACGCCAUGUCUCUGCUGCGCACCGUCAUCAUCGUCGUCGGGGUCUUCAUCGCCUGCUGGACGCCCAUCUUCGUCCUGCUGCUGGUGGACGUGGCGUGCGAGCAGCGCUGCCCCAUCCUCUACAAGGCCGACUGGUUCAUCGCGGUGGCCGUCCUCAACUCCGCCAUGAACCCGGUCAUCUACACGCUGGCCAGCCGGGAGAUGAGACGGGCCUUCCUGGGGCUGGUCUGUGGCGUCUGCUACCGGGGGAAGGCCUCCGCCAACGGCAGCGGGAACAGGCAGCCCCUGGAGCCCAGCCGCAGCCGGAGCAAGUCGUGGAGCAGCCAGAACAACCCCAACCAGAACCCGCCGGGCGCCAGACAGGCCGAGCCGGCGAGGGGCGAGGAGGUCGCUGUGGUGGCAGGACCGAGCAGAGGGGCUGCCGAGGCGCUGCCCGAUGGUGAAGGAAAAGACUGAAGAAGGCCAGAACGUGCUACUCACAGUGGAGGAAAGACUGAAAAUCCUGAAAAGCUGAUGGCUGAUUUUCUAAAGCUUGAAACAGGGCAGCUUGUGAGGAACUUUGGAGACACAAGAGACAGUUUGAUUCUCCGAAAGACACUUACCCAGACAAUAUAUAAAUGGGUGGCACGUAACCUAUAGUUUAAAAAGUGCAAUUAUAAAACUGCAAAAACAAUGUAAUGAAGAAUGAUUGUACUUAUUAUCGUGACGAGAAAACAGUUGAAGGUAUUUAUUAGUAUAUACUCUGUAAAUGUAUUUACUCUAUAGCUAUUUGAAAUAGGUAUUGUCUUGAGGAGUGGAACUCCUAAGAUUUUUUUUUUCUAUGUAUCAACAUGUUUAAAUGAAAAAAAAAAGGAAGUUGCCAGUACUUAAAAAAAACAUUUAACCUCGUUGAACAGCAGCAGCUUCAGUGAUACUAGGGCUCCAUCUGCUGCUGAUGCUUGGUAUUGCUGCAUGUUCAGUAAACAGUAGCUUCAGUGGCGGUUUUUUUAAACAGGGAAAGCAUGAAAUUAGUAAACUAAAGAAAGCAGUCCAGAGAGGCAUGUGGAUGCAGCAUGCGAGACGUGAAGCUAAACCCAGCUGCUGUACUUGUAUGAGUCAAAAACGACAGCUUUCACACAAUAAAGCAAAACAAAAAAAGAGUAGCAAAGAUGCAUCAACAAUAGAGAUGAUUACAUUUCUGCAAGUUUGCUUAAUCCAAAUCACAAAGUGUCACUUUUUUCCUGUGUUGUGAAGCCAUGUUGACGGUUUCACAUUGACGUGUCUCCUUCUGACAUUUAUGUUCAACCAACACACAACAUGUGGCGUGAGUAUCGAGUCUGAAGCAUUCAACGGCAACAACAAUCAGUAAAUAUCACAGUUUCCUGUCAUCAUUUCAUCAACUGAUAAUGAUUUCAAUGAAGACAUUUUAAAUAAUGUUAAAACACCGAUUGAAGUAAAAUCUGAUACUUUUUGGAUGAGGCGUACCUGAGAGCAGUGGUCUCUUCUUCACCUUCCCUGAAAGCUUCCCUAAAGCUCAAAUGCCAACCUCUUGUGGACACUCUCUUUCUAGCAUGCGUCCUGUUAUAGUUUUGAUAUUUGACAAUCUAAUAUUGCAGCUUCGGAGCCUUGGACCUCCCUGUUAGGGAGUGAAGACUCCAGGUUGAGAACUGGUGCCUCAGAGGAUCAUGAUUUGGCAGUGUGUGUAAGAGCUGCAUGUAUCAUGAUCCAAAAUACAACAUAACAAGAACUGCGAUUCUACACAUUCACUGUUUUAUUGCCAACAGUCAUACAGAAUAAUGAUAAACCCAUACAACCAAAAGAUUAAAUCUGUAAACAUCAUUUGGACUCGUUUCUAUGUUUUUUUAAAGCUUUUUUUAUUAUCUUUUUUCUUUUUUUUGUGUUUUUUUUUUCUUUUUUUUUUUUACUAUACCUGUCCCAAAAUAGUGAGCUUUUGUGUGAUCCCCUCUGACAAAGAUUUAUAUUUAGAGUCUGGAAAUGAUACAUUUAUAAUAUAUAAUUGAGAGGGGGGCAGGAGAGGGGAGGGAAGGAAAGAGACAGAGAAAGAGAGAGAAAACAGGAGUCUCAAGCAGCAACACGCAGCAGGGCAAAACACAACCUCUAGUGAACAGGCAUGCCCCAUCGAAGAUCAGCUAUUGCACUUUGAAGGGAGGGAGAAAGAGAAAUAAAAACACCAUUUGUACAAAUAAAAGGCACAUUUUCAUCAACAGAAAUCUGGAAAGACGCCAUGUUCUUAUUUGUAUCCCAGGGUGUUUGGUUGUGGAAUUCAUUUACGUCUCAACAGCGAGAUUCAAAUAUGAAGUUUGUC
Molecule: messenger RNA, 3254 nt
Organism: Salarias fasciatus (jewelled blenny)
Lineage: Eukaryota; Metazoa; Chordata; Actinopteri; Blenniiformes; Blenniidae
Gene: s1pr3b
Product: sphingosine-1-phosphate receptor 3b
Exons: 2
Coding region: 272-1405 (377 amino acids)
Biological process (GO): G protein-coupled receptor signaling pathway
Cellular component (GO): membrane
Molecular function (GO): sphingosine-1-phosphate receptor activity
Source: RefSeq, a predicted model, not a curated record